AGUUUAACUCACGAGUAGCGGAUGUGGCACUCGCUGUGUUGGACGCAAACUCGAGUUGUGUCACGGAUCAACGCGUCCGAAAACAACAUCCGGUAGUGGUAGUUCCUUUGUUGGAUUUCUAGGGCUUCUUUCUCCUUUCCCCCUCCUCUCUCUCUCUCCUCUCAGGUUUCCUCCGUGUGGCCUUCGAUCUCGUCGUGGAUCCUGUCAAUUGAUGGUGGAGUCCGUCGGGACGGGAGGGCGCGAUGUACGGAUUUGAGGCGCUGACGUUCAACAUCCAUGGCGGGUACCUGGAGGCCAUCGUCCGCGGCCACCGGUCGGGCCUCCUCACCGCCGCCGACUACAACAACCUCUGCCAGUGCGAGACCCUCGACGACAUCAAGAUGCAUCUCUCCGCCACCGAAUACGGCCCCUACCUCCAGAACGAGCCAUCUCCUUUACAUACAACCACGAUUGUGGAGAAAUGUACUCUUAAACUGGUAGAUGAGUACAAGCACAUGUUGUGUCAAGCAACGGAGCCCUUGUCGACCUUCUUGGAGUAUAUAACGUAUGGUUAUAUGAUUGACAAUGUUGUCCUUAUUGUCACUGGCACAUUGCAUGAGAGGGAUGUUCAGGAACUAUUGGAGAAAUGUCAUCCUUUGGGCAUGUUUGACAGUAUCGCAACACUUGCAGUCGCACAGAACAUGCGUGAGCUUUACAGAUUGGUUCUUGUUGACACACCAUUGGCCCCAUAUUUCUCAGAGUGCAUCACAUCAGAGGACUUGGAUGACAUGAAUAUUGAAAUUAUGAGGAAUACCUUAUACAAGGCAUACCUUGAGGAUUUCUACAACUUCUGUCAGAAACUGGGUGGAGCAACUGCUGAGAUCAUGUCUGACCUUCUUGCCUUUGAAGCUGAUAGAAGAGCUGUCAAUAUCACUAUAAAUAGCAUUGGCACUGAAUUAACUAGAGAUGAUCGUCGGAAGCUUUAUUCAAAUUUUGGAUUGUUAUAUCCAUAUGGUCAUGAAGAACUUGCUCUCUGCGAGGACAUUGACCAGGUCCGUGGAGCAAUGGAGAAAUAUCCUCCAUAUCAGUCAAUUUUUGCCAAGAUAUCUUAUGGAGAAAGUCAAAUGCUGGACAAAGCAUUUUAUGAAGAGGAAGUGAAGAGACUCUGUUUGGCUUUUGAACAGCAGUUUCACUAUGCUGUUUUCUUUGCUUACAUGAGACUGAGGGAGCAGGAAAUAAGGAACCUGAUGUGGAUCUCCGAAUGUGUGGCGCAGAAUCAGAAAUCCAGAAUCCAUGACAGUGUGGUCUUCAUUUUCUGAGUGCUACAUUUUGAAACCAAAACAUAAACAUGAAUUCUGAGAUGCCCCAAUUAUUUAUUUUGAUAUUUGGAUGUCCUCUUUCUCUGUUGUCUGUGGAUCGUGUUAUUCACCAUUAUAAUAAAUAUGCCAAUUACGUAUGAGAAUAAAUCUGUAAUAAGUAGACCUUGUAAUCAAAAUAGGGAGAGGUUCCCUGCAAAAUGAAGUGGAUGUAAAAUUCAGCUGCUCCCAGUAGCUUCUAUUUUUUUUA
Molecule: messenger RNA, 1545 nt
Organism: Musa acuminata AAA Group (dessert banana)
Lineage: Eukaryota; Viridiplantae; Streptophyta; Magnoliopsida; Zingiberales; Musaceae
Product: V-type proton ATPase subunit d2
Exons: 10
Coding region: 243-1298 (351 amino acids)
Biological process (GO): proton transmembrane transport; vacuolar acidification; vacuolar transport
Cellular component (GO): proton-transporting V-type ATPase, V0 domain; vacuolar proton-transporting V-type ATPase complex
Molecular function (GO): proton-transporting ATPase activity, rotational mechanism
Source: RefSeq, a predicted model, not a curated record